UUCAUUUGGCGCCGUGAGAAUUGGCUGGCUACAUCGAUCGCUUAAAUUAAAAGUUAAACAGUUCUAAAUUUAAAUUCAUAAAAAAUAAAUGACGUUCGAGUAUAGCGCGAAAAUAACAGUGACAACCAAAAUGGCGGGGAAUGGAGAUGUGUACAAAAAAUCAUUUAACGGUUCGUGUGCUUUUGGUGUUAAUAAAAAAGUUAAGGGAUCCAUUGCUAAAAGGGCUGAGGCAUAUUUGCAAGCAGUAAAUCAUAGCCUAGGGAGCCCACCAAUGGUGCCGACUGUACAAAAGCCGACGCUGCGACUGGAGGCGGUGUCUCGCGUGGUCGCCAUCCCCAUUGUUGAGUCCGGCAUCGACGUCACUGAGAAGAUCUACCACAGGAUAAAGGAAUCAAAUCCCUUGUUCCGCUGGUACCUCAACAUAGGCGAGAAGUCCCUAGCGACCGGCGCACAGCUGGCCCUCCCCGCUGUGAUGCUGUUGGAGACACCCAUCCAUCAGCUGGACAAGUUCCUCUGCAGGUCUUUGGACAUCGUCGAGAAGACCGUUCCUUCGAUAUACCUGCCUCCACAAACGAUGUACUCCGAAACCCGGCAGUACGUGCUCCGUCGCGCGGACUCGGUCAAGCAGCUCGGCACCGCGGUCCUGGACUCCAGGGUGACCGCGGUGACGGCCACGGCUCUGGACAGGGCCCUCACCACCGCCGACAAGUACGUGGACAAGUACCUGCCGCCUGACCACCAGGAUGCCAACGAUGUGGUGAUCAUAGUGACGGGGCCGGAAGCGGAUGUGGAGGGAGAAUCUGGAAGAGCGCGCGCGGCGCAAGCUGUACAGCACGGGGCCCGGCUGCGGCGCAAACUGCAGCGGAGGCUGACCAGGCAGGCCCUCGCCGAGGCCAAGGCUAUCAAGGAGCAGAUACACGUGCUGGUCUACGUGGCGGAACUGGUGGCCACAGACCCUGCUUUAGCCUGGAAGAAAGCUAAAGACCUGUACGCAUCGCUCAGCCGUCCAGAGCCUGAGAACCAAGCCAGACCCGCCACGCUCGAAGAGCUGACGGUACUCCUGGCCAGGGAGACCGCAAGGAAAGUGGUUCAUCUCGUCAACUACACGCACACAGAUUUGCCAAGGAACGUGCGUCAAGGGCUAUCAGUUGUGAGCAGCCAUCUAUCUUCCGCAGCGGACGCCCUGCUAAAGACGAUGCCAGUGGAGACCGCCCUGACCGAGGUGAGGGAGUGGCGCGGCAGGCUGCGCGCCCUGCUUCAGCAACUGCAGGCCACUUCCCGGACCUACUUGGAGCACCUGGCCGUGUUCCUGGCCGGCAACGAGGAGCGCGAGAAGAUCACGCCGCGCUCCUCGUACGAGCAGCGCGACGACCUCGCCUCCAUCAACGGCGUCAACUAAACUACCCUCUACGUCUAGCUUUACGUUCGUGUACCAUAAUAUCUACGUAACCGAGACGACCCACAGAUAAUAAUGCGCCCGCAAAAGGGAAGGAAGAUCGUUCUGCUUUAAUUUAUCUUUAAACCCCGAUGACAGGACGGAGUUAUGUUUAACAAGCAUCAAGCAACAGCGGAAACAGUUUCGAUCUAGCUUUUUUGUUUAAAAGAGAAUUUCUUGUUCUCGAGUUCUUGUUCUUAGUUUUGAGAUGUCCGUUCAGCAUUUGGGAACUUGUCAGCUCUUUUCUAGCAAAUAAGAGGAUUUCUUAAUUUUUUAAUUUAGUUUUCAUUUACGUAUAUGCAUCUCUUUCUAUUGGCGGGUUGCCGACCAAGUCGGAACUUAGUAUGAGUCGCAUCGUCGUUCAUUUAUGUUUUGUUUUGUACGAGUAUUUUAUAUUUUAUGAUAAUGAAAUUAUAGAAAAUAUUAACUUGUGUAUUUAUAUCUACUCAAAAGUUUUGAUAAUAAUUUUGUGAUCAGAAAAGGUAAGAAUGCUAGAGACGGAGGGGGGGGGGGAAGAUCGAUUUUCAAAUAAUUUUAACUGUCGACUUUAAUACUAGGUAUAUCAAUUUAGUUAUAAAGCCAAUUAGUUUGAAAUAAAUAUUUUAGCUUUAAAUUAGCCGUUAGGUUAUCUCGUAAAUAAUAAAUAAUCGUAAAAAUAUAAUAUUGUGAAUAAAUUAAUGUAUGUAAGAUUUUUUAUAUUAUACGAUUAGUCUUGCUUAUUGAAUAUACCUACAUUUAACUUCACAAUGUAUAAGUAUAAAUAAGCAGCUAUUCAUAUGAAAUCAAUUAUGUUAAAUAUUAUUCGAUGUUUACUUUAUGCCUGUUAAAUUAAAUUAUUUUUGAAUA
This is a messenger RNA of Plodia interpunctella (Indianmeal moth), 2281 nucleotides long. RefSeq names its product Lipid storage droplet-1 (gene Lsd-1). NCBI's taxonomy places the organism in Eukaryota, Metazoa, Arthropoda, Insecta, Lepidoptera, Pyralidae. The record is from RefSeq and is a predicted model, not a curated record. The coding region runs from base 89 to 1399 and encodes 436 amino acids. Gene Ontology annotation, biological process: positive regulation of triglyceride storage; lipid storage. The transcript has 9 exons. Gene Ontology annotation, cellular component: cytosol; lipid droplet.